ACUUCCCGACGGUUGGCGGUUUGUAACAUGAACUGGGACAGACUGAAAGCUAAAGAUCUCCUGGCUCUCUUCAGUUCGUUUAAGCCCAAAGGAGGCGUGGUGCUGUCUGUGACGAUCUAUCCGUCUGAGUCGGGGAAGGAGAGGAUGAGUGCAGAACAGACCCAGGGUCCGCUGGAGCUCGCCGGCCUCCCGGAGGACCCUGACGCCGACACAGACGAGCAAAGGUACCGGCCGCAGUCAUUGUCUGGAGCUGGUCAGAUUCUUAUUGGGGUUUGGUCGACCAAGUUUUGCAGUGAGGGGAAUCCCAGAAUGUACAUUAUAUUAACGCAUUUUUUAUUAGUUUAUUCAUUUAAUUGCUUUUUAGGACUGAAGGAAACGACUGAGAAGCUUGUGAAGAAGAAAAUGGAGGGCAAAGAUCAGCUGACUCCAUGGGAGCAGUACCUGCAGAAGAGAAAGGAGAAAAAGAAAGAGAAGAGGAAAGGGAAGAAGGAAGCUGCGGAGGCGGAGCCUGGGAUCAGUGAUGAUGAACUUCCUGCUGAUGUUGACCUCAGUGACCCCUUCUUCAAAGAAGAGCUCGGCUCGACAGCAUCCCUGAAAAACAAGAAGAACAGGAAGAAGGAUGAAGAGAAGACACCAGAAGAACAGGAAGAGCUGGAGAGACGGAGGGCUGAGAUGGAGCUGCUGAUGGACGACGAAGAAGACAACAAGCACAAACAUUUCAACUACGCCAAGAUCGUCGAGCAGCAGAACCUGAGCAAGAAGAAGAGGAAGAAACUCCUGAAGAGCAACACGCCACUAGAGGAGGACGACUUCCAUGUGGACGUUCACGACUCACGCUUCCAAGCCAUGUUCACGUCCCAUCUCUACAACCUGGACCCGUCCGACCCGUCCUACAAGAAGACCAAAGCAACGCAGAGCAUCUUAGAGGAGAAACAGAGACGCAGAGAGGAGCGACAGCACAGCCAGAAGGAGGCGCAGAAGAAGGAUGGAGCAGAGGCGCCAUCAUCCUCCACUAAAGUCAUGGACCCCAGUUUAUCACUGCUUGUCAGAUCCAUCAAGAACAAAACUGAACAGUUUCAAGCGCGCAAGAAACAAAAGACAAAAUGAUUCUCACAACAAGAGACUCAAGUCUCAACUCGAGUUGGUUUUCUGGAGUCUUUGUGUUACUUUAGUGACUGAUUUCUGCUUGGAGACAAACGUUUUUGAUAAUAAACAUCAUACUUUCUCCUAGUUCAAAAUUUUUGCUUCACUUUUG
Sinocyclocheilus grahami is the source of this 1255-nucleotide messenger RNA. Its product is annotated as ESF1 homolog. The annotation marks the transcript as partial. Gene Ontology annotation, biological process: rRNA processing. Gene Ontology annotation, molecular function: RNA binding. Gene Ontology annotation, cellular component: nucleus. The transcript is spliced from 6 exons. Lineage: Eukaryota; Metazoa; Chordata; Actinopteri; Cypriniformes; Cyprinidae. The record is from RefSeq and is a predicted model, not a curated record.